AGUGAAUUAGCUCCCCACCUGAAUCCGCUAUCCGCCUACCAACAUCCUCCAACUAACCACAUCUUACUAACUACCUCAUCGGGCUUCGUCGUCAGCGGCGGAUUCACCUGAAAGGAUUCUUACCUUCUUCAACCUUCUACAUACACCAUUCCGAUCACCCCGCCAUUUAAUGGCUAUUGAUGUAUAGAUGAGGAACACCAACUACAUAUUCAAUCUCAUUUGAUAUUUAAUAUCGGCAAUUAGGAAUAUAGGAACAAACUGAUACUAAGCCAGCCAACAUGAGCGUCGGCGACCUCUUGAACCAGUUCGACGACGGACUAGGUUCGCUCCUAGGCCAAUGGAACAGCUACUCAACCGCUAUCGCAACGGUCUUCGUGCUGAUUAUCACAUAUGCUAUUAUGAACAGAGUGGAGCCCGAGACUCAUCCUAUGCUUCUCGCGCGUCAGGCUUCAGGUUCAGCUGUCCGGAAUGAAGGGGAAUCGCCUAUAUAUCGUGGAAACUCGGCUCCUCAUGGUCUCCCACUUAACGGCGGUCUAAAUGUUAAGGACCCGGGCGCAUCAAAAUGGGCGGCCGGACGAGACGGAGACCUACGGGAUAUCUGGCGCAGAGCCGUCACGGGAUCUCCGGAAGGAGAUGGACCUAAGACUAAGGGCGGUAUCUCGACUGUGCUGGGGAGCGAAAAAGUCAUAAAGCAUGACCUUAAUGAUAUCACUCGGCAGAUCAACCUUGUUGGCAAGCACAUCGCCUCUCAAGGCGGGAAGAAGGUGGCCAUCUACCUUCCCAACUCUGUCGAAUUCAUCGCUACUUUGUUUGCUGCCAGUUUCCACAACCUGACUGCUAUCCUGUUGCCGUUCGACCAGCCAGAGGAUGCGGUCAUUUCGAUGCUUCAGAGGUCUGGUGCCGACACCGUUGUUACCGCACCUGGCGCUUUCCCCUUCGACAACGCUGUUAAGAGCUAUCCCGGUCUCCGUCAGCUUAUCUGGGUCGUCGACGAGGGUAACAAGCACCUUGACUGGAACGAGGUUCCCAAGGGCAUCGGCGGCAGCGUCAACGUAUCCACCUGGCAGGACAUCCUCAAUGACAACCCCAUCACAGCCGGCAGAGAGCUCCCCGAAGCCGACCCCAAGGCUGAGAUCCAAGACGUUAUUAUCUUCUGGCAAUCCAAGCCAGGUACCCUGGAGGAAAUGGUUCGAUUCACGCAAGGCAACCUGGUCUCCGCCAUUUCCGCUCAGCUUACUGCCAUCCCGCAGAAAGAGCGCUUCUCCCCCUCUGACCUCUUCCUCCCCACAGCCCCGCUAUCCUCCUCCUUCCCGCUCGUCCUCACCCUCGCAGCCCUGUACUCCAACGCUCCUGUGGCAUUCAACUCUGUAGCCGGCACAUCGCCCGACCUAGCCCUGGCUACUGCUGGCAUCGCCCCUAGCAUCAUCGUCGCGACCCCGCAAACCCUCAAGGCCACCCACGGCGAAACCAUGUCCAAGAUCAACUCUUCCUUCCUCUCCCGCCUCUCCCACGGCUUCCAGACCCGCAGCCUGACGCAGGACGGCGCCAUGCCGACGUCCGGCUUCUGGGCCUCGUAUAACGACGCGCUGCGCCCGCAAAUCGGCACCGAGCCCAAGCUCCGCCUCGUCUACGUCGCGGAGCCAGCGGGCGCGGACGCGCCCAAGCUCAGCGAAAAGGUCCUCAGCGACCUGCGCGCGGUGACGCGCGCCCGCGUCAUCUACGCCCUCGCUGCGCCCCGCGUCGCCGGUGCCGUCUGCCAGACCCUGUUCCACGACUACCGCGUCCUCGGCGACGGUAGCGGCGUCCACUUCGGCCCGCCCGUUAGCUCGGUCGAGGUCCUGAUGAAGGAUAGCGGCGCGCGAAAGAUCACGGACGAGAGCUACGCCGGCGAGAUUGUGGCGCGCGGGCCGGCGGUCGCGGGGGCGGAGGCGGCGCUGGGGGUUGAGGGGGCGGUUAGGAUUGAUAAUGUUAUUACUUAUGUUUAGCUGGUUUGACUGCUUGAUGUUUGACUCUGGCCGCGAGGGUUUUUCUCGGGUUGGGGGUUGGACGAUGAUGGAUUGACUGCAUUGGAUUGGAUAGGGUAUAGGGAGGAUGGAUGGGGUGGAAUGAAAUGGUAUGGGAUGUUGAUGAUCAGAUUGGGCGAUGACCUGGUCUGAGGGGACCGUAGAGCGAAGUUGUGGAUUCUUAUGUAGUUCAGCGGACGCCGUUACGUUAUGUUAUCUACGUAAUGAGAUGCUGUAUGUUUCUAGAUACGUUAUGUUCAUGGUUAAAAAUUGAGAGGUAAGGCAUUUUCGUUUAUGUUGUAUGUAUCAUUUACCCCUGUUCCGUUCGAUACUCUAUGCCGCAAGAUGAUAUUAUUUUAG
Messenger RNA from Annulohypoxylon truncatum, 2363 nucleotides. RefSeq lists its product as uncharacterized. The transcript is spliced from 2 exons. Gene Ontology annotation, cellular component: membrane; endoplasmic reticulum. Bases 279 to 1985 code for a protein of 568 amino acids. Gene Ontology annotation, molecular function: long-chain fatty acid-CoA ligase activity. Lineage: Eukaryota; Fungi; Ascomycota; Sordariomycetes; Xylariales; Hypoxylaceae. The record is from RefSeq and is a predicted model, not a curated record.